GUUCCACGGAGUCCUUCUGACUUCCGGGUCUACGUAAACGGUGUGCAGCAGAAACCACAGUCACCAGGAAAAUGUCUAAAGUCACGUUUAAAAUCACUCUGACGUCGGAUCCCCGUCUACCUUACAAAGUACUCAGUGUGCCAGAGAGCACGCCGUUUACAGCCGUGUUGAAGUUUGCAGCGGAGGAGUUCAAAGUGCCAGCAGCUACCAGUGCCAUCAUUACUAACGACGGUAUCGGCAUCAACCCGGCUCAGACAGCAGGGAAUGUGUUCCUGAAGCAUGGUUCAGAGCUGCGCAUCAUUCCCAGGGACAGAGUGGGAGGAAGAGGAGUAGGAACAAAACGAUCUUCCUCCUCCUUGAUGACCCAAUGACUCAGAGACAAACGCCGGCUGAAUCAUGUUUCACUUCUGACCUGCGGAACACUCAGUGUGUGAGUGUCAGUGUGUGUGUGUAUGUGUAUAUAUAUUUCCUAGACCUGAAAUGACUUCUCAUGUAUUCACACACACACACACACACACACACACACACACACACACACACAUAUAUACCAACCACCUACACAAAGACACACAGUGCAGCAACAAGCUUAAUUCUGUCUAAUACUGUCUGCACCUUAAAAAAUGCAACGUCACCCCAGGCUGCCCAUAGAUACUCUCACACUGAGGUAAUUAAUUAGACACAGACUCUGGCGGUUUCAAGAAAAGGACUUGGCGGAAGCUUAGCAGACAAUGUGCUUUGAGUCGAACUGUUGUAGUUUUGUCUUACCUUUUUUUAGUUGUAAUGGCUAAUAUAUCUGAUUAUUGUCCAACAUAUCUAGGCAUAUUUAUGUAUGUACUUGCUUUUUGAAGAGGACUGCAUCAAUGUGUGUUUGUACUACACAUUCAAAGUAUUUAGCGUAUUCAGCAUGCCUUCAGAGAACAUUGCUACGUAGCCUACAAGAACAUCAGUUGUUUAGUAAAUGAUGCUUGUUCAAGGAAGCUGUCUGUUUACAUCUGAGGUUGUCUUGUCUAGCAGCCUUCUCUUGACACACAUACUGUCCAAGCAAGCAUCCAUAAUUUACAAUGCAGAUCUUUCUGGAAUAUAUUAAUGUACUUUAAUAUAUAUUGCAAUUCCCAUUCUAGCUUAGAGUAUUUUGUUAUGCCAUUAUUUCAAGUCUGAUUUGGGGUGAAAGGGGAAAACCAUGAUGGUUUUUCAGUGUUGGCUGGAAAGGGUUAAUUCUAUCUGUACCCUCAGAAUGAAUAAACUGUAUUGUGAUGAACUGAA
Messenger RNA from Coregonus clupeaformis (lake whitefish), 1263 nucleotides. It is a transcript of the gene ufm1, whose product is annotated as ubiquitin-fold modifier 1. The transcript is spliced from 6 exons. Gene Ontology annotation, biological process: protein K69-linked ufmylation. Gene Ontology annotation, cellular component: nucleus; cytoplasm. NCBI's taxonomy places the organism in Eukaryota, Metazoa, Chordata, Actinopteri, Salmoniformes, Salmonidae. Bases 72 to 371 code for a protein of 99 amino acids. The record is from RefSeq and is a predicted model, not a curated record.